This is a messenger RNA of Brienomyrus brachyistius, 6466 nucleotides long. It is a transcript of the gene cnsta, whose product is annotated as consortin, connexin sorting protein a. Gene Ontology annotation, cellular component: trans-Golgi network; transport vesicle; plasma membrane. Gene Ontology annotation, biological process: positive regulation of Golgi to plasma membrane protein transport. The record is from RefSeq and is a predicted model, not a curated record. NCBI's taxonomy places the organism in Eukaryota, Metazoa, Chordata, Actinopteri, Osteoglossiformes, Mormyridae. The transcript has 11 exons. Gene Ontology annotation, molecular function: connexin binding. Bases 232 to 2214 code for a protein of 660 amino acids.
CUGCUCUGCAGAAUCCCGUCUUUCCGAAUGGUGACGUCUUCCAUGAGUAUAAAGAGACCCGCUGCCCGACUCCGAGCCUUACACCGUGCCCUUGUUAUGUCGAAUUAGAAAAUUAAUUACAAGAAAGGAGGCACUUGCUGUUAGCAUUCUGUCAGAUUCCUCGGGCCCACAAUUUAGCCAGAUGCUUUGAAGGUGCACUGGUAGGUUGAUGGUCACCAGCUGGGCUCGCUCAUGGAGGAGGAGCACUCAGACAGCAACGGGGGGGUGAGGCAAGGAUGGGGGGGCAUCAUGCAUCUCCAGAACAACCUGGACCGUGGCCCCUGCCCCACAUCGUCCCUCUCCGACGAGAAUCAGAACAGGCUGACGGAGAACGGGCAGGACGAAAUGGACGGCAGCCUGCAGACUGGCUGGACGCCGUCUCAGCAAGACUCUGAGAACAACAACGAGGAAGAAGACCGGCAGGCUGUCAGGCUGCUGGACAACUAUGGCGAGCCCCUAGCAGAGACACUGAGGGCUGAAACGCCGGACUCACCACAACACAGCACAUGGCUCACCAUCCAGACUGGGAGCAAUGAAGCUGUCUCUGAGAGAUUCCCCCCUGUGGGUCCAGCUGACAGUGUGUCCAGCUGCCUUGACCAGACCUCUGGCAGCACCCGUGGCGGUGAGCCACUCGUACCCAGGCCCAGCCCCUCCCCGGUGGCCUUUCUGCAGGACCUGGUGGAGCGUUCGGAUUAUACCCUGCUUCCACAGUGCCUGCACCAGAUUGCAGAGGAUUUCUUCCUUGAAGAAAACUAUGAAUGGGCAGUCCAGUUUCUCAAGCUGGAGAGAGACUACCACCAGCGGCUGCUGUCCAACCUCGCCCGGCUUCAGGAGCAGUGGGAGUCUCGCCAGAAGGGAGGCAGCCCAGCCGGGACUAGCUCCACGGGGACGCUGGGUGCUGGGCUGGAGGCGGCCCACAUGGAGAUGCUGAGGCGGAUCUGCAGGACACACCAGCGAUCUACACUCCGAGACAAGAAGUGCAUAACUGUGGACAAAGCUCUACGGGACAGCCUGAUCUCCAGGAAGCCAGCUCUGGAGAGGAAGCCGAACACGGUGCCACUUUCAUGCUGCUCAGACAGCAGCUCUGAGUCACCAGGGAGGACCGGGGUACUUAGAAUGGAGGAUGCAUCCGUAACACAGCAUGCUGUAGACAGCACAGACCUUGUAUUGCAGCAGGAAGCCAGUUCAACUUCCACGCUUCACCACUGGGAGGAGAUGCUGCACUCUGCCACAGUCAUUCCCGCGUCGAAUAAGACUGGCAGGCAUUGUCCGGAUGAUUCUGUGAGUGUAGGCGGGGUGGCCAUAGCGGAGUCACCAAACAACGCAAGACUUGAUGCCACCUUGGGAAGCCUGCUGACUGACAGCUCCUUGCAUCCUGAGGAGGCGGAGGAGAACCAGACGGACCUCGUAAGGGAUCUCCCAGAGUCUGUCCAGCGGGUAGAGGGAUGUGACACAUGGAGGACCUCGGGGCCGGCAGAAGCCAGUCAGGACGGGGCCCCUGAGACGGGGGAGGUGGCAGCUGCUGGAGACGAGGACGAGGGAGGGGCAGCCGCUGGCCCGAGUGGCGAGAUGAGCUCAGCAGGACCCAACUGGCUGGGAGAGGAGAAGGAAGAGACUGGCUCCAGCAUGGAGCCCACAUACAGCGAGGAGGCAGAAGGUGGGGAGGAGAAGCCAGAGAUCGUGGAAGUGGAGGUGUCAGAGGAGUCCAACGAGCUGGAGGACAAUGGUUACGGGGUGGAUGUGGCGGGGGACGGACAGGCGGAGGAGGCAGGAGAAGCACCGCAUGAUUCACUGGAUGACUUGGCCAAACGCAUUCAGGUGGAGGAGAUCACGCCUGCCUCAGGUCUGGUUUCCAUACUGAAGAGGAGAACUUCCCCAGAAGUUAUCUCCGCCCCCGCACCUCCGAAGCAGACCUCUAAGCGUAAAGUCCGAUUCAGGGAGCCGGAUGAGGUACCAGACCAAGAUGAGGUGGGAAGUGACUCCUGGCUGUUGCUCCUCCUCCUGUGCUUGGCCACUGUGGUGAUCAGCGUGGGGGGGACGGCCCUCUACUGCGCCCUGGGUGACGUCCAGUCCAGUGUGUGCACGGACUUCUCCCGAAACGUGGACUUCUACUUCAGUCAGGCACAACGCGGCCUGGACGAGCUCAGGCACUGGCUGUCUCCUGGCCCCUUGUAGGGGGUGGGCAUUGUGCCCUGUGUUCUGCGGGGCAAGGAGCAGCAAGACAGGAGGUUGGGGCACAAUGUCUCUCUUUUUUUAUGUCUUAAUAUGUCUCCUUUUCGGCCUGUUUUCCCUUCUCCAUCUUACCCCCUCUCAGCGCUGUUGGAUUUUCUGUGUAUUUGGAUGUUAUUCCCCCCCCCCCCCCCCCAUGUGAAGUUGGAGGUUGAUAAGCUGUAAAAUCUACCAAGGCCAAAGCUGGCCUUUUAGCUCCAGGGCUGCGGUGAGUCCCAGCCCUAAAGCCACAGUGAUGCUCAUCAAGCACGAAAUAGAAUCUAGAACAGGUUCGAUUCCCUUUAGUUGCUGGUACUCGGGGCUGGCUUGUUGGUUUGUCUGCUGGAAUAUAGCGGACCGUGUGCUCAGGGCCGGCCCAACCCUUUUCAGGGCCCUAAGCAAAAUUUGAUUAACCUAGUUGUCAUUUGCCAUCUUCCAUCCCAUCCUGACAGACUGAUUGGAUGGCGGCGCCCCCUGGUGGGCGAUGAACCCUCAUUGGCCACUUUGUCCGUUAUGCCUUGAACAGGCCCUGCACAUGGUCAUAUAUUGCACAGCCUCAGUAGAGACCGCAGUGAAGUUGCAGUCCCACAAGGGGGCGCAGUGGCACCUCCAUGAUUUAAGAGUCGGGCUCCAUGUUUAGUGCCACUACUGUUCAUGAUCAACUAAAAAGACCUGCAGUGGGAAAGAAAUCACAUAGAUUUUUUUAAAAAUCUUUUAAUCUGGGAUUUUAUUUAAGGUUGUUGCUUGUGCUCUAUUGUGUUCCUCUUUUUGGAGGGUCAUUGCUGUACUGAAAAAUAGGGAAGUGAGAUGUAGCUUCUGUGUUCGGGGCUGGAUUUUCGUACAAAUUAGGAGGCAGUGAAAAGAGCACUAUAGUCCUCUGAAUGCAGUCAGCUCUGACAUUAGGAGGCACACAGCAAAAGCUCAAAGCUCAGGCAUACGUCCACUUUCUGUGUUAUUUUAGCUGGUAUAAUUGCUGUCAUUCUUUUCAGCACAUGUACGACGUGCAUUACCUCUCAGUGGACUGGCUUAUUUUUUUUCUUUUUAAUUAGGGUUAUUUCGAUGUUUUUCCUUCUGUUUUCAAUCUGUUCACAAUGGUGUCUUGCGUCGCAGUAAGUGCAGCGAUUCUGUGCAGCACAUUUCACUCGGGGAACAGAAACUCUCUCCUUGAAGACCAGUGCAAGCAGCUGGGCCCUGUGACGAUGCAAGGAAGCUCGGUGUAGAAGCCAAGGGUGUGUUGCAGGCGGAAGCGCCUAGACAUGAAUCCAUCCCCAAACAGCCACAGAACCUUGCUAUACCUUAUUCUUUCUACUUUUUGUGUCUUCUGGCUGGCUCAGGUGAUACUCUUGCAUAAUAAUUUUUGAAACAAAGUAUUUAUUUUCGGUAAAACCCAAUAAGAAAAUAAAUAAAUACAUUUAGCUUUUUUUGUAUUACUUUGACAUGUGAUAUAAUUUUAUUUGACCCAUUUUGGCCUUAAUAGACAUAUUACAUGUGCAGUUUAACCACUUAAAUCAUGCCAGUAUCAUACAAAUUUUCUUAUUUAUUAAUUUUUUUUUUUUACAGUGUAUUUCAGUGUACAGUAAUGUAUCACAUUGUUUAAAUUCAUCAUGAUUUUUGUCUUUUAAAGUUUUUAAAGACCUGUAAAGAUAUAUGAACUAAUUUGUAAGUUAACAUAUUUUAUUAUGAAUUCCCCUAUGGACACUAAAUAUUAUUGUUCAAAUAGUUGAAUGAUUUGCUUUUAAGUCAAAGCUCUUAAUGUUUAGGCCCACUCUGUGUCUGUGGGCUUUGUAAGUUUUUUGCUUAACUUAAAUCAAAAUUUUAUCAAUGUAAUUGUUGGGCAGAAGUAGACAGCCUAAUUGCAUUUUCAAUUAUCAGUCAGGUGCUUGAAUUGUCCUCUAAAAUCUGCAAGACUGAACCCCUUUCAGGAUCACACCUGGGUGUUCUCAAGACACAUUUAAAACCUUAUAAUAAGUGCUGUAUUUAAAAUUGCUUUUAAAACAAAAUUUUGGCUAAGACGCGGAUAUUAGCUCCUUAGUUGUGCACCGCAAUGUUCAGUUUUUCGGUCCAAUAAGCUUUUCAUGAACUGUGCCACUUUGAAAAUGAAGACUAGAAUGAGACCUCCUCUUGUUUCCUGCAUCUGCUGCCCUCUUGCUAUGCCUCAUGGUGUUGCAUCCUCUCAGGUACUACUAUUUAUAAUUGGCAUGUUUGAUAUCUUUUUUUUCUUCCAUUUUCUUUUCUUAUCUUGUUCUGCACCUUGGCGCUGUAUUCAUGUCAGAAAUGUACCGUAAAAAUCUUCCAGUGUAUCCAUGGAAUGUCUGGGAUUUCCAUAUACUGUGUGUCCACUUUAUCAGAAGAAAAAUAAGCUUUCUCCAGUCACUUUCCUCAGCAGCUGUUUCAUUCUGAAAGCUUCAAAUGUGAGUUGAAUUCUACUUACUGGCAGACAAAACUUUUAAUGCAGAAAAACAAAUGGAAAGACAUAAACUACAAGAGCCUGAAAUGUACUUUCUUAAAUUUACACCAUACCGUCUAACAAAUGUACGUGAUGUAACUGUCUCAGGAGGGACAGACAGAACUUUGCUGUCUCAAUAGGUUUCUGAUCCAAGUGCUUAAGAUUAUUCAUCUGAAUGCCAGUGGAUCUCGGAUAGCAUCGGUGCAUCUUUCUCAGUCUUUACUAACUUUUUUGGGAAAUGGCAUCAUCGUGUGUUAGUGUGUGCGAGCAUGUGUGUCUAUUAAUAUUUUAAUGGAAGAUACACACACUUAAUUUGAAUAACCUACGAGAACUAUGUGUGCAAUGCACGAUGAAUAAAUGAUGAAAGUUUAUUGAAUGAUGUUUAAUACUGUUUAUUUGAAUCACAAUUGUCUUUGUCUGAAGGGCUCACGUUGUGCAAAUCGCAUGAUUUUAAUGUUUAGAACACAGUAACUGUUACAUUUAUGCUUUGUGUUAUGUUUCAGUGUAAUGCCUUUCAUAAACGUUUUACAGGAGUAAUAGGCAACGCCUAUCUUCUUAAGUCUGACUUCUUAUGGGCUUCUUAGGGAAAGUAAGGUGAAAUCAAUAUAUUUAUUUAUAAUGUUCAUCUGUGUAAAAAUGUUACGUUCCUGAGGGGAAAGUGUUCGUCUCUCGAUCAUUUGAGUUUUACAUGUAUUAAUUGCUGAUGCAAAAAGAAGUUCUCUUACGUGAAAUGCUAUGUGUCAGAUAUUUGCAGGCAGAAUAUGUGCAUGCAGUCGAUUGUCAUUCUCUGUGCCACUUUUAAGAGAAUAACAAAAAUGCAAAUUUGGACUUGAAAUACUGUACAAUGCAGAGGCAAAACAUACUGUGCAGGGAGUAAUUCACAUUGGACUAAAGUUCAAAUUAAUCAGAUAUAAAACCCUCAGGAAUUGGCUCCAUAUCUGAUAAUCCUAUUCAUGACCUGCUCAACUGCCGUGACAUUUCAUCAAACUUGUUUUACUUAUGACCCUCCUUUCCCUCUAAUGAAUAACAGGUGGAUCGGUCACGUUCACUCUUAUCAACUAACACUCAUUAUGACUUUGCACCUUCCAGAAAUCUACAUAUAUUUUAUAAACCUUUUCCCUCAAGAAGAUUUAAAACAAGAUUUAAAGCAAGAGGCGACCAAAUGCCCAUGUCACAAAACGUACUGGCUCACGUGUGUAUAUAUGUACAUUUACCAAUGAGGGGUAAAGUCAAUUCUGUGCUGUAUGUAUAUUUUGUACGUUGUAAUGUGUUGAACAAGUUGCUACAUGUUUGUCUUAAUGCUGCACACUGCCUAAAGACAACUGCUCUUACUUGGAUACCGCAUGACGACAGUGGGCAAAGGGAUGCUCUCUUCAGAUAUAGCUAUGGAUUGCUUAUUUUAAUGGUCCGUAAUAAUUCAUUUUGGGGAAGUAUCAGCAGAAAUUGAAUUCAUGUCCAGUCUUUUUCCACAGUUAGAAAUGAAUAGGUUUACAGGUUUGCGUCCGUCGUGCACCUAUUUUAAUUCAAGGUUACCUCCUAUAACGUUUCUUCUUUGAAUGUCUGAAAUAGUAGGGAUUGUGACAGUUUGUUCAGAACCAGUUUGGCCCAUCAAGCUGAUCCCUGCUGAGAUGAGAUUAGAACAUGCACACAUUUUGGUCCUCAAGGAAUAGCUGUGUACCUGUGUGUACACUCUCUUUUCAGACAAUACUGUCAUUUUUGUAGGUGAAAUAUUUUGUAAAUAGGCAACUAAAUAAAUUUUCUUUAAAUUGUUUA